GGGAAAAAGCCGGUCGCUGGAGGGGAACCAAGAAGAAAGGGAGGGAGCCGGACACGGAAGUGGUGGCAGCGCCUGCGGAGCUGGUGGAAAAAGGUCCUAGCGCCGAGGGUGAGAGCUUACAUAAAGGCGUCUGCCUUGUAGGACCUACAUGAGGUGUAGGAGUGGCUGGGCCUCCCUUCUCCACCUCAGCUAGCACCCGGAGUGAUGGCGAUGACGAUGGCGGCAGUUACUCGGACAGCCCCAAUUAAACUGCGUUCGGAAGGAUACAUCCAGAACGUGCCCAGAAGAAACUUCCUGCCAGAAAAACUGAAAAAGCAGUAUUUAUAACAUUGGGAUUUGUGGAUAAUUUGUUAAAAUGGCAGAAAGUAGUGAAAACAAUUGUAAAAAUGUAGAUGUAAGGCCCAAAACUAGUCGGAGUAGAAGUGCUGACAGAAAGGACGGUUAUGUGUGGAGUGGAAAGAAGUUAUCUUGGUCAAAAAAGAGUGAAAGUUAUUCUGAUGCGGAAAUUGUGAAUGCUGUAGAGAAAACUGAAGUUCCUCUAAGGAGCCGAGAACGGAAGCACAGCUGCUCAUCCAUCGAGUUGGAUUUAGACCAUUCUUGUGGGCAUAGAUUUUUAGGCCGAUCUCUUAAACAAAAACUGCAGGAUGCUGUUGGGCAGUGUUUUCCCAUAAAAAAUUGUAGUAGUCGACACUCUUCAGGGCUUCCAUCUAAAAGAAAAAUUCAUAUCAGUGAACUCAUGCUAGAUAAGUGUCCUUUCCCACCUCGAUCAGAUUUAGCCUUUAGGUGGCAUUUUAUUAAACAACACACUGCUCCUAUAAGUCCCAAAUCAGAUGACUGGAUAGCCACAGACUUGUCUCAGAGUGAAUUGAGGGAUGGUCAGCUAAAACAAAGAAACGUGGAAGAAGAGAGAAACUGUUUCUCACAUACCAAUGUUCAGCCCUGUGUCAUAACCACCAACAGUGCUUCGUGUAGAAGUGGUCCUGUCACUGGCUCUUUGAUGAACCUUAUUUCAAAUAAUAGUAUAGAAGAUAGUGAUAUGGAUUCAGAUGAUGAAAUUAUAACACUUUGCACAAGUUCCAGAAAAAGAAACAAACCCAAAUGGGAAAUGGAUGAAGAAAUCCUGCAGUUGGAAACACCUCCUAAGUAUCAUACCCAGAUUGAUUAUGUCCACUGUCUUGUACCAGACCUCCUUCAGAUCAAUAACAAUCCAUGUUAUUGGGGAGUUAUGGAUAAAUAUGCAGCUGAAGCUCUACUAGAAGGAAAACCAGAGGGUACCUUUUUACUUCGAGACUCAGCACAGGAAGACUAUUUAUUCUCUGUUAGUUUUAGACGCUAUAGUCGUUCUCUUCAUGCUAGAAUUGAACAAUGGAAUCACAACUUUAGCUUUGAUGCACAUGAUCCUUGUGUCUUCCAUUCUCCUGACAUUACUGGGCUCCUAGAACAUUAUAAGGACCCAAGUGCCUGUAUGUUCUUUGAACCACUUUUAUCCACUCCUUUAAUUCGGACUUUCCCCUUCUCCCUGCAACAUAUAUGCAGAACAGUUAUUUGUAACUGUACAACUUAUGAUGGCAUUGAUGCCCUUCCAAUUCCUUCUUCUAUGAAAUUAUAUCUGAAGGAAUAUCACUAUAAAUCAAAAGUCAGAGUACUUAGGAUUGAUGCACCAGAACAACGAUGCUAGGAAAGGCUAGGAACACGGGGAUGAUUGCAUACAUAUUUUCAGUUAAUAUUUUAUUUUUCUUAUUAUGCCACUUUGAAUUUUUCUACAAGGGCAGUUAAGUCUGAAAUAAACUUCUGCCCUAAAUUUUACUUCCAGAUUAGUUUAUUUUUCUUAUGAUACACUAAUUGUUUAAGGUUACAUUCUAGGAGUUAAUGGAUAUUUAUGGCCAGGUGUUUAGUUUUUUAUUUUACCAUGUAGAUUGUAUACUUUCCUUUUCUUAAUUGUAAUUUGCAUAUGCUCCAGGGAUAUUUGUUAUUUGGUAGGCGCUGCAAACACAGUUAAAUAAUCUAUUUCAUACCUUGCUUUAAAAAUAAUCCUCUGUCCUUUCAUACCUGUAAAAUGCUUUCUUAGCCUAUGUCAUUGGUAUUUCUGCACAUAUUAAAUAGUUUCCCCAGUCCCUCCUACAGAGUUGCUUUAAAUAUAUUCAAUAAGCUGAGUGUUCACCAUCCAUACUAAUGUAACUGACUUUUGUAAUUUACUGAUUGGGAUAUCAAAGGUGAUAUGAUAACUUAAAAUCAAACUUGAUAUGUUUUCAUUUUAAAUAUUACUUAUAAAUCUGGAGUACUAAAUUUGAAUGAACAAAUGAAAAUGUGAUAUUUUAGAGGUGAACUUAUUCUACUGUGCGGUAUGGUUAUUUGUUCUUGAACAGAACUUCCUCUCAACCUGGAAGAAUUACCAUCUUCAGAACAUAAAUAUUGUUCCUUUCUCACUGGACACUUUAAAAGAAAUGAUAAUAUUAUUUGUAACUAGUAUUUACUAAAGUACUUAAGCAACUGUAGGGUUUUUCUGUAUUUAUGACUAUUGCUUCUACUUAGCCCUUUUAUAGAAACUGAGCCUGUUAACUUUGGGCCAUACUGCAGUUUAUUAACAGCUACAAAUUUCCAUUGGUAACCAAAGAAUACCUAAGUAGUUUUCACUAUUUUAAAUUGAGCUUAAAUAAAGAUUCAAGAAGUUAAAUGUAGAGUUCAGUAUUCAGGAAGCUUAAUACUGUUUUUAAUCUUAAGGUUUCAAAUAAUCGUACCUUCAGAAUUAAUGUGUCUUUGUGACUCAAAAAAAAAACAUUUUGAGGGCUAUAUGACUUAAUGCCAUACUGAAUAUAGUACCAGGCACCCAGUAUAAUAUUUUCAAUUUACUAUACCAACAACGGGGAAGCAUUUAUAGAAACAUCAUUAUCCCAAUACUAAAGUAAAUCGAGUGAUACCUUUACAACUCCUUUUUUAAAGAAUCAAUGAAUAAUGAAUUUUCUAGAUGGUCGUUUCUUUUGGUAAACUGUUCACCCCUUUGUACAAAUUGGCAUUUUUAAUAUAGUAAAUUGAGUUACUGAUGCUACUUUAGCUCUAGUAGGAUGCUGUUUUUACUUGGAUUGAAAGACAUGUGACUCAAAUUUUCAAGUUAGAAGAGAUGUCUCUUGAAGUAUCAUUGCUUUUAUGUUGAAGUAGCAUUUCACUUUACUCCAGUUCUGCUGUUAACAUAAAGAUGGCAUAUUUCAGUAACAUUUAAAAUGAAUUUUCAGCAAUUAUCACAAAAUUAAACCAAGAAAAUCCUUACCUUUAUCUUCUAGCAUUUUUUUUUUCUCAGUGAUCUCACGAUUGUCUUGGUACCAGUGAGGGGUAACUACUCAAAUGGCACCUCUCUUUGCAGUGAUGAGGCUCAGGAUAUCAUAACACCAGUAUCAGGGUAAAUAUCUCUUCUAAAGAUAUUUCCCUUUUACAAAAAUAGAAAAGUUUCAUACUACCUCAUCUUUAUUGUGACGCUUUUGUAGAUCACUGAGAAGCUUAUCUUAUUAAUCAAUAUAACACUAAAUAUCCAUCUUUGGUGAAAGAAAAUUAAUAGUAUGGUAAGACUCUACCCACGAUUAUAGGUUUUUUAUCAGAAUUUGAUAAUGAAACUUUCUGUUUCUGUGAAACAAUUAUUUUAAAUAUUUUUCUUUUAAAAAUAAUUUUUUAUCAGCACAGAAAAACCCAAGGAUGACUAGCUAAUGAAUAUUCUAUUAAAGGGUAAUUUUAUAAAGAGAAAUGAAAUAGAAUUAUGUUGUCUUUUAUAAUGAUAAAAAUUAGUGUUUAUAUGAAAACCAUGAUCUAAGUAGCUUUUCAUAUAUUCAAACUGGUUGCUUGUGAUAUAUAUUCUCUGGCUUUCUUAUUUUUUCAAGGUAUUAAUAGCUGUUAACAUUUUCAAAGUACUGUCAUAUAUAUAGCAUUGAAGUAAGUAUAUAUCUAAUAAAAGAGCAAGGAAGACUCAUUUACUCUGAAAUUGUAUUUUUCCUUUGGUAUUUGCUAAAGUGAAAAGAAAUGGAAUGUAGAAAUAUAAAGACUUGGGAAGGGAAUUGUUUACCAUGAAAGAAAAAGAAAAAAGAGUAAUAAUAAAUAAAAUUUUUAAAGCAUUUAGGGAUUGAAAUUUUAAAAGGUUAACCCAUUUCUGAGUGACUUUGUGAAGACACAUUUGGAAGAGAAUCUAGUAUUAAGAGACUAGUAUCUUUAUAAAAAUUAUAAGAAAUGUGAUUAUUGGAAUAUUCAAGUAAAAUAAGUAAGUUUUGAGAGGUACAAUUAGGGAAGAUAUAAAUAUAUCUAAAUAUAAAUUUUGUAACUCUAAUUUGGACAUCGGGAGCAUUUGAAAAGUGUAAAUUCCAGAGUCAAAAAUGCAUUCAGCAUGGUGGAAAUGUGUAGUGUUUACUGGCUAGAAAGGAUGGGGCUGAAAGAAACAAGAUAAAAUAUUAAAAUUAAGAAUGUAGGCAUUACCUCAGGGAAAAGCCUUGACAGUGAAGGGAACUACUUAAUCGCUAAUAGCUAGUCUGGACCAGACACUUAACUGCUUUGGGAAUCAUCCUGCACUAAUCAAGAAAUAAACUUGACUUUUAUAUUUCUCUGUGAAGCUUUUCAGGACAUACCCCACCUCCUCUUGCCUUUUUUUUUUUUUUAAGCUACAGCAUCUUGAUUCAUACUGCCAUUCCUGAAAUACCCCAAAUGGAUUUUUUUUAGGAUCCUUGAGUGUUUUUGUAUGAAGAAUCAUGUGAUCUUUCUAAAACCAUGUCAUUCAGUUAAAUAAUUCAUAGAGGGAAUGGUUUAAUUUAAAGGAGGCCCUAAUAGGAAGAAGAUUAAAGGAAGCUUUUAGUCAGCCUGUGGCUAGAUUUAUUGAUUUAGUGAUCAGACCUGUGUUCUUUCCUGAAUUUCAGCUAAUGGCAAACUGUGGUCAAAGAAUGGCUUUCAGCAAAGUUUUGACUUAUAAAUAAUAUAAAGAAUGUCUUAGUAAUUAGAAAUCCUUUAAAGAGCAAA
Molecule: messenger RNA, 4986 nt
Organism: Manis pentadactyla (Chinese pangolin)
Lineage: Eukaryota; Metazoa; Chordata; Mammalia; Pholidota; Manidae
Gene: SOCS4
Product: suppressor of cytokine signaling 4
Exons: 2
Coding region: 356-1678 (440 amino acids)
Biological process (GO): positive regulation of proteasomal ubiquitin-dependent protein catabolic process; intracellular signal transduction; phosphatidylinositol phosphate biosynthetic process
Cellular component (GO): phosphatidylinositol 3-kinase complex
Molecular function (GO): 1-phosphatidylinositol-3-kinase regulator activity
Source: RefSeq, a predicted model, not a curated record